This is a messenger RNA of Parnassius mnemosyne (clouded apollo), 7173 nucleotides long. The record is from the annotation of a GenBank genome assembly. Lineage: Eukaryota; Metazoa; Arthropoda; Insecta; Lepidoptera; Papilionidae.
AUGUUAUUUAUUGCGUUAUUCGUGGGAAUAGUUUUGAUAAUUUUUUUUAGGUCUCUGAUUCAACAUCAACCUGAAAAGGAUUUUGCGCAGGACGCAAUGGCGGAGCAAGAGCAGCAAGUUCGCUGCUCGUCCAGCGAGAGCGAGAACUUCGAGAAGAUUGACUCGGAAGACAUAGUGGACACUAAUGGUAAAAAUCCCAACUUCAUCGUCGGAGACGAGAGUCCUGAAGAUGUGGAAGACGACGGCCCUUCCCACGAGGGGAGGGACUCCUUCCCCAACGCGCCCCCUGCUAACAUCAGGAGGAUGUUGACGCCGGCUCAGCAGCUUGCUCUGGCAGAGAAGAGAAGCACGCUCAGGCCAUCUAUGUCCCAGGGUACAGUAGUCCACAGUCAUCGUUUUCAAGAGAAAGAUUUCACAGUUGCAACACCAGAAGAGUUUGUCAGGAGAUUCCAGGGCACCAAACCCAUUAAUAAGGUGCUGAUUGCGAACAACGGUAUUGGCGCAGUGAAAUGUAUGCGUUCAAUCCGAAGAUGGUCUUACGAGAUGUUCAAGAACGAACGCGCUGUGCGUUUCGUUGUCAUGGUAACACCAGAAGACUUGAAAGCAAAUGCAGAGUAUAUAAAGAUGGCAGAUCACUACGUGCCUGUGCCUGGAGGCUCCAACAACAACAAUUAUGCCAAUGUUGAACUGAUUGUGGAUAUCGCUGUCAGGACUCAAGUACAGGCGGUGUGGGCCGGAUGGGGCCACGCGUCAGAGAACCCCAAACUGCCGGAGUUGCUGCACCGAGCAGGCGUGGUAUUCAUCGGACCUCCCGAGAAGGCUAUGUGGGCGCUCGGAGACAAGAUCGCGUCCUCCAUCGUCGCCCAGACAGCUGACAUACCUACAUUGCCCUGGAGUGGAAGCGAUCUAAAAGCUGAAUACAACAGUAAGAAAAUCAAGAUAUCAUCGGAAUUAUUUGGCAAGGGAUGCGUGUCGACACCUGAGCAAGGGCUUCAAGCUGCGAAUAAAAUUGGAUUUCCUGUAAUGAUCAAGGCAUCCGAAGGUGGUGGCGGUAAGGGGAUUAGAAAAGUUGAAAAUCCUGACGACUUUGCUAAUAUGUUCCGCCAGGUACAAGCGGAAGUACCAGGGUCUCCUAUCUUUGUAAUGAAGCUGGCCAAGUCAGCUAGACACUUGGAAGUGCAACUUUUAGCCGAUCAAUACGGCAAUGCGAUUUCCCUGUUCGGACGUGACUGCUCCAUCCAGCGUCGGCACCAGAAGAUUAUUGAAGAGGCACCAGCGGCUGUCGCUAGGCCCGAAGUCUUUAUUGAGAUGGAAAAGUCGGCGGUGCGGCUGGCUAAGAUGGUGGGGUACGUGAGCGCGGGCACGGUGGAGUACUUGUACGAGCAGGCCACGGGCGCGUACUACUUCCUGGAGCUGAACCCGCGCCUGCAGGUGGAGCACCCCUGCACCGAGAUGGUGGCCGACGUGAACCUACCCGCCGCGCAGCUGCAGAUCGCCAUGGGCCUGCCUUUGUACCAAAUCAAGGACAUCCGCCUACUGUACGGCGAAUCACCUUGGGGAAUGACUCAGAUCGAAUUCGAUGAGCCUAAGCAGCGGCCUUCACCUUGGGGUCAUGUUAUUGCUGCUAGGAUCACUUCCGAGAAUCCUGACGAGGGCUUCAAACCAUCAUCAGGCACAGUCCAGGAGCUGAACUUUAGGUCUUCGAAGAAUGUGUGGGGCUACUUCAGUGUCGCAGCAUCUGGAGGACUGCACGAGUUUGCUGAUUCACAGUUUGGUCAUUGCUUCUCUUGGGGCGAGACCAGGGAGCAGGCAAGAGAGAAUCUUGUGAUAGCUCUGAAGGAGCUGAGCAUCCGUGGAGACUUCCGCACGACGGUGGAGUACCUGAUUACGCUGUUAGAAACCGCCGCCUUCCAGGAUAACAACAUUGACACUAGCUGGCUGGACGCACUCAUCGCAGAGAGGGUUCAAUCUGAAAAGCCUGACAUCAUGCUAGGAGUGAUCUGCGGUUCCAUUCUUAUCGCGGACUCCAUCAUCACAACACACUUCCAGGAGUUCAAGAGUGCUCUUGAAAAGGGUCAAAUCCAGCCGUCCGGUCAGCUGUCUAACUGUGUAGAAGUGGAGCUGAUCCACAGCGGACACAAGUACAAAGUGCAGGCGUGCAAGUCGGGACCCACAUCCUACUUCCUUGCCAUGAACGGCAGCUUCAAGGAGCUGGAGGUGCACAAACUCACUGAUGGCGGCACUCUCCUCUCGGUGGAUGGCGCAUCGUACACCACGUACCUGAAGGACGAAGUAGACAAGUACCGUAUCGUGAUAGGCAACCAAACUGUAGUCUUUGAUAAGGAAAAGGAUCCAUCGAAGUUGCGAGCGCCAUCUGCCGGAAAGUUGAUCAACACGUUGGUGGAAGAUGGCGGUCACGUGGAUAAGGGACAGCCGUACGCUGAGAUUGAGGUGAUGAAAAUGGUGAUGACGCUGCUGGCGCCGGAGGCUGGCAAGGUGACGUGGAAUCUGCGGCCCGGCGCCGUGUUGGACAUGGGCGCGCUCAUCGGCACCCUGGAGUUGGACGACCCGUCUCUGGUGACAACCGCGCAACCCUAUAAAGGCCAGUUCCCGCUGGAAGACAACCCUCAACUUUCCGAAAAGCUCAAUCACGCCCAUAACAAGUACAGAGCCAUCCUGGAAAACACAUUAUCUGGUUAUUGUUUACCGGAGCCUUACAAUACACCACGUCUGCGAGAGGUCGUUGAGAAGUUCAUGCAGAGCUUGCGAGAUCCCUCACUGCCACUGUUGGAGUUGCAAGAGGUGCUGUCGUCGGCGGCGGGGCGCAUCCCGGUGGGCGUGGAGAAGAAGGUGCGCAAGCUGAUGGCGCUGUACGAGCGCAACAUCACCAGCGUGCUGGCGCAGUUCCCCAGCCAGCAGAUCGCCAGCGUCAUCGACCAUCACGCGGGCUCGUUGGCGAAGCGCGCUGAUAGAGACGUGUUCUUCAUGAGCACGCAGGCAUUGGUUGUAUUGGUGCAACGUUACAGGAAUGGCAUACGAGGAAGAAUGAAGACUGCAGUCCAUGAUCUCCUCAAGCAAUACUACCAGGUUGAGAGCAAUUUCCAACUAGGUGCGUAUGAUAAAUGCGUGAUGGCGUUGCGCGAACGCUACAAGGAUGACAUGCAAGCUGUCGCGAACAUUUUAUUCUCUCACAAUCAAGUGGCUAAGAAGAAUUUGCUGGUGACGUUGCUCAUCGACCACUUGUGGUCCAACGAGCCGGGCUUGACGGACGAGCUGGCGGCCGCGCUCAACGAGCUGACGUCGCUGCACCGCGCCGAGCACAGCCGCGUGGCGCUGCGGGCGCGCCAGGUACUGAUAGCUGCCCACCAGCCGGCGUACGAGCUUCGUCACAACCAAAUGGAGUCGAUAUUCCUGUCCGCUGUGGACAUGUACGGCCACGACUUCCACCCAGAGAACCUGCAGAAGCUGAUCCUGUCGGAGACUUCCAUAUUUGAUAUCCUGCACGACUUCUUCUAUCACACCAACGCUGCGGUAUGCAACGCGGCGUUGGAAGUGUACGUGCGCCGAGCGUACAUGUCGUACGACAUCACCUGUCUCCAGCAUCUGGUGCUGUCGGGCGAGCUAGGCGUUGUCCACUUCCAGUUCAUCCUGCCCACUGGUCACCCUAACAGGAUCCCAAUCAGUCAGUCGGAGAUCGAGCUAUCUGCGGCACAAGACCAAGAAGGCAUCCCAGCAGAGCUGUGUGCCGCCGCGAUGCGGAAGUGCCAUCACAGGACUGGUGCCUUAGCCGCCUUCCAGUCCUUCGACCAGUUCGUAGAGUACGCCGACGAGCUGCUGGAUCUGGUGCAUGACUUCGCUAGCUCGGCUACUGUUAGACGAGAGGACCUGCAAGCGUUACAAGAUGGUAGCGAGAGUCGCGAGAGCACCAGCAUCAAUGUGGGGCACGACUACAAACCAAUUGUUGACGCCGAAGACAUGCCUCUGGAGCCGAUCCAUAUCCUGAUGAUCGGCGUGCGUGACAAUGGUGACAGCGACGACAGCGCGGUGUCGCGGCGCUUCGGCAGCUUCUGCCGCGCGCACCGCCACGAGCUGCACGCCAAGCGCAUCCGCCGCAUCACCUUCAUGUUGCUCAUCAAGCGUCAGUUCCCGAAAUUCUUCACGUUCCGAGCCCGUAACGACUUCACGGAGGACACAAUCUACCGGCACCUGGAGCCGGCGUCUGCCUUCCAGCUGGAGUUGUACCGCAUGCGAAGCUACGACCUAGAAGCGUUGCCGACCAGUAACCAAAAGAUGCACCUCUAUCUGGGCAAGGCUAAGGUGAAAAAGGGACAAGAAGUGACGGACUAUCGUUUCUUCAUCCGUUCUAUUAUCCGGCACCAGGACCUUAUUACGAAAGAGGCGAGUUUCGAGUAUCUUCAGAACGAGGGAGAAAGGGUGCUGUUAGAAGCGAUGGACGAAUUAGAGGUGGCUUUCUCACACCAAUUGGCCAAAAGAACAGAUUGCAAUCACAUAUUCCUCAACUUUGGGCCCACUGUAAUUAUGGACGCCGCUAAGAUUGAGGAGUCGGUGUUAAGUAUGGUCAUGCGCUACGGACCCCGCUUGUGGAAGCUAAGGGUUUUGCAGGCAGAAAUUCGUUUCACACUAAGAAUGGGUCCUGGGGCACCUACUAAGAAUGUGAGACUCUGUCUGUCCAAUGGCUCAGGAUACUCCCUAGAUAUAUACACGUAUGAGGAAGUCUCUGACCCCAGGACAGGAGUGAUAAUGUUCCAGUCAUAUGGACCAAGGCAAGGACCUAUGCAUGGACUUCCCAUCUCCACUCCUUAUGUCACAAAAGACUAUUUGCAGCAGAAGAGAUUCCUGGCCACGUCUCAAGGGACCACGUAUGUGUACGACAUCCCGGACAUGUUCCGUCAAUGUGUCGAGAGGCGAUGGCGUGAGUGCAUUGAAGAGGGUACUGUAGAUGGCCCACCUCCAGACAAUGUAAUGACCUGCGUAGAGUUGGUGGUAGAGCCCGAUGGUGAAAGACGGGUGGUCGAGGUGACGAGGCUGCCUGGACAGAAUACUGUGGGGAUGGUGGCGUGGCGACUGAGCUUGUACACACCGGAGUGCCCGCGCGGGCGCGACGUGGUGCUGCUGGCCAACGACCUCACGCACUACAUGGGCUCGUUCGGCCCGCACGAGGACUGGCUCUUCUACCGCGCCUCGCAGUACGCGCGCGACCGCUCCAUACCCAGGAUAUACGUGAGCGUGAACUCGGGGGCGCGUAUCGGCGUCGCGGAAGAAGUCAAGUCCGAGUUUAACGUCGCCUGGAUCGACGCCGAGAGGCCGGAACGCGGCUUCAAGUACCUCUACUUGACACCGGAGGCGUAUUCGCGUCUCGGUCCGCUCGGCUCCGUCAAAACGGAACUCAUCGAUGACGAGGGAGAAUCGCGCUACAAGAUCACCGACAUCAUUGGCAAAGAAGACGGGCUGGGCGUGGAGUGCUUGCGCGACGCCGGCCUGAUCGCCGGCGAGACCGCGCAGGCCUACGAGGACAUCGUGACCAUCUCCAUCGUCACCUGCAGGGCCAUCGGCAUCGGAUCCUACGUGGUCAGGCUUGGGCACCGCGUGAUCCAGGUGGAGUCGUCGUACAUAAUCCUGACGGGGUACGCGGCGCUGAACAAGGUGUUGGGGCGCGCGGUGUACGCCAGCAACAACCAGCUGGGCGGCGUGCAGAUCAUGCACAACAACGGCGUGUCGCACGCAGUGGCGCCCACAGACCUGGACGCCGUCAGGACUGCCCUGCGCUGGCUCUCCUACGUGCCUAAGGACAAAUUUAGCAUGGUGCCCAUCAUGCGUUGCGCGGAUCCAAUCGAUCGUCCGGUAGAGUGGGUGCCACCAAAAGCGGCCCACGAUCCUCGGCUCAUGCUUACAGGCGACAGCCAGCGUCGAGGAUUCUUCGAUGCUGGUUCCUUCGAUGAGAUCAUGAAGCCCUGGGCGCAAACUGUAAUCACAGGUCGAGCUCGUUUGGGUGGCAUUCCUGUGGGAGUCAUAGCGGUCGAGACCAGGACGGUAGAGAUUACACUGCCAGCGGAUCCCGCCAAUUUGGACUCCGAAUCCAAGACUCUGCAGCAAGCGGGACAGGUCUGGUUCCCUGAUUCGGCAUACAAGACGUCGCAAGCUAUAAACGACUUCUCCCGCGAGAACCUGCCCAUUAUUAUUUUUGCAAACUGGCGAGGAUUUAGUGGCGGUCAAAAAGACAUGUACGAGCAGAUCCUGAAGUUCGGUGCGGAGAUCGUGCGCGCGCUGCGUGGAGCCACGGCGCCCGUGCUGGUGUACGUGCCGCCCGGCGCCGAGCUGCGCGGCGGCGCCUGGGCGGUCGUCGACCCCAGCGUCAACGCGCAGCGCAUGGAGAUGUACGCCGACCCCGACGCCAGGGGCGGUGUGUUGGAGGCAGAAGGCAUAGUAGAAGUUAAGUUUAAGCAACGGGAUAUACUGAAAACAAUGCACCGGUUAGACCCGGAGCUGUUACGGUUAAGUGCUCGAAUCUCAGAAAUUAAAGAUCAAAUCAAAGAAAUAUCCAAAGGCUUUGAUAGGAGAGGUUCUAUCGACGACGUGCUCGUCCGAACUGAUGCUGGGAAUCAAGCGGAAUCUCGAGUCGGUGAGCUGGAGGCGGAGUUAGUUGCAGCGGAGAAGACUGUAAAAUCCCGGGAGAAGGAGUUGAGUCCUAUAUACCAUGAAAUUGCUGUUCAAUUCGCAGAGUUACAUGACACAGCUGAAAGGAUGCUUGAGAAAGGCUGCAUAUUUGACAUAAUACCGUGGCGGGAGUCGCGGCGGCUGCUGUACUGGCGGCUGGCGCGGCUGCUGCGGCAGAACGCGCAGGAGCGGCGCGUGCAGGCGGCCGCGCGCGCCGCGCCGCACAUGGACCAGGGCGCCGCCGCCGCCACGCUGCGCCGCUGGUUCACCGAGGACCGCGGCGAGACACAGUCCCACCAGUGGGAGAACGACAACGAAGCCGUGUGCCGCUGGCUGGAGUCGCAGGUGGGCGACGAGAACUCCGUGCUGGAGAGGAACCUGCGCGCCAUUAAGCAGGACGCCGUGCUGCAAGCCUGCAACAACCUCGUCAUGGAACUCACUCCGUCUCAACGCGCCGAAUUCGUACGAAAACUCACAGCAUUAGAAAUGGAACAAUAG